AUGGAUUCUGGAAAUCAUGAAGUUGUCGAUCUUAGUUCAGACGAUGAAGUCGAUACAAAGGUAGAUAGAGACUACUUCGAUUGGUUAAACGAAGUUAUGGAAGCCGUCGAGGAGAAAUCUGAGAGUACCGAUGUAGUCGAGAUAGCAUGUAGAGAUUUCCCUCAUCCUCGACAUUCAUGCGCUAAGUACGCAUUCAAUACAACUUCACAUGACAAGUAUUGCGACAUGUGUCACUGUUAUGUGUGUGACAUCCCUGCUCCAUGUCCAUACUGGUGUAUCGGGAUCUCCAGCGUAAAUCAUUGUCAUGCUAAUGAUAAAGAGAAGAUAUGGAAGAAUCAACGCGAAUAUUUCAGGACCGGAAAUAUGCCCACAACCCCACCAUCUUCAAAACCUACUAUGCCCCUUCCAGCUUCUGUGACAGUGACCCACCAGUUUUCACGGUCUACUACUCAAAGUAUCGUAAGGUUAUCCCAAAACUCUUUGACACGGAACCAAGUUGGUAUCCGGCCUUGCUCAUCAUCUGGCCGUGUUGCUAAUCACUCAAACGUCAGAGCCAGGUCUAGUAGAGUCAAGCAAUCGAUUUCACUCAGUCACAAUCAUGGGUUGCAGAAUCGACAGGUGCAGUCAUUGAGCAGUGUUCGAAACAAUGUCAUCCAAAAGGAUAGAAGUUCUUAUAUGGGUAACCUAAGGCCCCGAGUGGCCUCUUCAGGAGCUCGGCAUGGUGCGACACAUGGUAACAACAUCAAGGUGGGUCUAUAUGCCAAUGCUCAAGUUUCACAAUCCACUCACCAUAGCUCUUCCAUUGUGGCACCGAUGAUAAACCCGGCAAUGUUCACUCAGCAACAGCCCAAUGUUACUGAUCAUUGCUCAGCGGUGACGGGGUCUCAGAGCAAUGUGUACACUAGACAUUCAGGCCAUAACAAAAGCAGCAGUGGAAAUCGCCAGUUUCAGGCAAAUGCAGGUCUGCUUACUCCAUCUGAAACUCCUCUUACCUCUGCGAAUUCGCAAGCGCACACGGUUCAACAACAACCGGGAACUAAUGAAAACGUCUUGCAGACCAAACUGGUGGAAUUUGAGAGCUGGCUCAUGGACAGCUCUAACCAUAUCGGCCCUGUUUGCCCGUUGCCUGAACCAGUAAGUCAAGACUAUGUUAGUUCCAUGACAUUCGAUUUCGAAACCUUCUUGAAUGAUUGA
Arabis nemorensis is the source of this 1194-nucleotide messenger RNA. The record is from the annotation of a GenBank genome assembly. NCBI's taxonomy places the organism in Eukaryota, Viridiplantae, Streptophyta, Magnoliopsida, Brassicales, Brassicaceae.